UUCUAAUUUAUUUAUUUAUUUCCCCCUCUCUGAGCAGCGGUUGGACGUGUUGGAAGUCAACUUAAGCGGAGUUGCACGAGCUCCUGGACGUUGAGAUCACGCGAGACACUGCGUUGUUUUCUCUCUCCGUGUGAGUAACGGUCCUGAAGGAAGGAAGAUUUGUAAAAGGAUAAUGACAGAAGCAAAGAAGAAUACUGAGCAAAGGAAACAUUGGUCAAGAUUACAUGCCUUGAGUAAUCUCUAACCACUCUGGGAACUUUUAAAUAUAACGUGACUCAGACAUGUUAUGAAAUGUAAGGAAGGCGCUGUACUAAUUGUUUCAUGUCCAAGAGAACUUAUAGCCACAAGUAAACCUUCACACUUGUGAAGAAAAGAGAAGAAACACAAUGUACCAAGUUGUACCUGGAGGAGCUGGGGGCACUAUCACAGAAGGCGUGCCCCUUAAAAAAAUAAAUAAGGAGAGUCGUCCACUAGUUGGCGCUGGAGUUCUGGGUCUGGUCCUGGUUAUCGCUGCUGUGACAGCGUGGUGUUAUUAUAUCGCCUCCCUCCGCAAAGCCGAUCUCUUAAAGACAGAGUUAUUGGACCUUAAUAAGGAUGGCUUUUUGAUCCGCAACCAAGCUGGGGGGAUCGUAUUCAGGAUGGCUUUCAGAUCCGGAACCCUUGAUUUGGACUCAUGUUCUAAGGAGGACGUGAUUCUGCGGUGCUCACGCUCCAAUGCUGGCAAAGUAAAUUUCUUCAUCAUGACUGUGAAGCCCAAGGAGACUGUCAUGUGCUACCGUGUGCGGUGGGAAGAGCUGGAGUCAGACCGACCUGUAAUGCACUCCAUGUCUUACAACGGCUCUCACUGGUACGGUGGUUCCGAAUCUGCUAUCCAGCACUGGCCCAUUGCCAUCUCGGGUCAGCAAACACCCAAGCCCUUUGUCACCAGCGACAUUUAUUCAAACCGCGAGGACUUUGGUGGCAUUUUGGAACGCUACUGGCUCUCGUCCAAUGCCACUGCCAUCAAAAUCAAUGAUUCUGUACCCUUUCACUUGGGCUGGAACGAUACCGAGAAGUCAUUGUACUUUGAGGCACGAUAUCAGGACAGUCCGUAUAAGCCCCUUCCUGGGAUGCCACCAUAUGCUGAGCUCAGCUACCGUGUGUGCGUGGGCCCUGAUGUGUCCUCCAUUCACAAGGUCAUGGUCCGCAGGUACUUCCCCAAACCCAACAAGGUGCCGUUAGAAUCAAUGUUCCAAUAUCCUAUAUGGUCCACCUGGGCUUUACAUAAAACUGACAUUAACCAGGAGAGACUUUUGAAGUAUGCAGAAAACAUACGAAAGCAUGGCUUUAACUGUAGUCAAAUAGAAUUGGACGACCGGUACACCAGCCGGUAUGGUGAGUUUGACUUUGAUCCUGAAAAGUUCCCCAAUGCAUCUGGCAUGUUCCAAAAGUUAAAGAGUGACGGCUUUCUGUUGUCAUUAUGGACACAUCCCUUUGUGAACUACGAUUCAUCCAACUUUGGCGUGUGCGUCCAGAAAGGUCUUUUCGUAAUGGAGCCCACUGGACAACUUCCUGCUUUGGUGAGAUGGUGGAAUGGCAUUGGUGGCAUUCUGGACUUUACCAAUCCCGAUGCUCGGAACUGGUUCACCUCCCAUCUGCGAGCACUGCGUUCCAAAUACGGUGUGUCAUCCUUCAAGUUGGAUGCUGGUGAAACAAACUUCCUGCCCUGGCGCUUCCGGACGCAGGCCCAUCUUCCAGAUCCGAGCACAUUCACGCGCCGUUACACAGAAAUGGCGCUGCCAUUCAACGAACGAGCAGAGCUGCGUUCAGGCUAUGGCUCACAGAACAUCUCCUGCUUCUUCCGCCUCAAUGAUCGUGAUUCGGUUUGGGGCUAUGAGCUUGGUCUCAAGUCCAUCAUCCCUACUGUCCUCACCAUCAGCAUCCUCGGCUACCAGUUUAUCUUGCCUGACAUGAUCGGGGGCAACGCGUACGCCAACCGAACCUAUGGGAAUGGUCGACUCCCUGACCGUGAGCUUUACAUUCGUUGGCUGGAGCUUUCUGCUUUCAUGCCAGCCAUGCAGUUCUCCAUCCCACCAUGGGAGUACGACGAUGAAGUGGUAGCCAUCGCCCGGCGCUUCACAUCACUCCAUGAGACACUGGUGGCCCCCAGAGUUCUGGAGCUUGCAGGGGAGGUGCUAAAUACAGGUGACCCCAUCAUCCGUCCUUUGUGGUGGAUAGCCACUGGAGAUGAGACGGCGUAUAGAGUGGACUCACAGUUUCUCAUAGGAGAUGACCUGAUGGUAGCACCAGUGCUGGAGCCUGGCAAGCAGGAACGGGAUAUCUACCUCCCGGCUGGGCACUGGAGGAGCUACAAGGGCGAGCGCUAUGAUAAUAAAGAACCUAUGCAUCUCACAGAUUACGCUGUUGAUCUAGAUGAGAUUGCAUAUUUUCUUUGGGUUCAGUGAUGCUAUGACAGUUGUUACUAUUUUUUUUUUCUUUUUUUUUCAGGGGAUGAGCAUUAUCUACUUUUGCGUAAUUGCAUAUUCAGGGCUGUUCUGUGUUUCAUUUAAACCAACUAAAGCUUGAUGCGUUAAGACAACAUCCUCGUGGGAUAGGAGCAAACAUUUACUGUGCUGAUUGACCCAAUAAAAAAUAAUUUGUGUUUCAUUUUGCCUGUGCAGUUACAGUAGCUAGGUGUGCACACAGUGCUCAUACCCACUCAUGUUUUCAACUGCUUUAUCCUGGUCAGGGUUUGCAGUUUAGCCGGAGCCUUUCCCAGGAAUACCGGGGAAUACCGUACAUCCUGGAUGGGAUGCCAGGCACACAGCGCGCACACACAUUCACAUACUCAUUCAGGGGCAAUUUAGCAGAUCCAGUAAACCAAACUGGGAGGUACGAGGAAAUCCGAGAUCUCAAAGGGAACCUAUGGGGAGAACAUGUGAAAAUCUGGACAGUCAGAAACCUGAGCUCAGGAUCGAAUCACUGCGCUAUCAUGUCAUCUCAUACCCACUCAUGUGCCUUACGUUUUUUGAAUGUACAUAUAACACGUCAGGUUCGCAAGCUUCAAGACUAAACCAAAUGCUAGCUCGAGCACACUUUGAAUGUUAUACUGUACUUGGAAUGCACCAUUAUGGCAAUAAUUUACACUUGUCUACAUCUACCAAGCGCCGAUUGUUUUAUACAGUAUAUUUGAGUACAUGCAAGUCUAAAUUUGGAGAGUAAUAUGUCAAAAGAAAAGGAAUGAAUUGAUUUACUGUGAAAAUAAAUGUGUCCUUAUCUUAAGGUGAUACAAACAAUAAGCAUGGAUUCGUCCAGAUCGUACGGUACUUGAUGCUUAAUGCAUUUUUGUAUGUGCUCGAAUUUUUGGUCAAAGCUAAGUAAUUGCAGUUAUAUGCAUGUCCAUGAGGUUAUACGGAUUUAAUAAGCAGUUAUAGUAUUCAUGGUGUUUAUAAGCGCACACUAGCACCUUGUGAGGAAAAUAUGGGAGAAAGUAUGUAUUUUUGUGAAACUAAAGCUGUACACUGUUUCUAGCUCUAUUUUUAGAAUGCAUCUGUUUGUGUUUAUUCACUGUACGUUCAAUAUAGCACCGUCGCUUUAAACAAUAAUUAUUUUCAUUCGUAAUAGUUUCCAAUAUUGAGACUAGGGAUGCAGUUUUUUCUUUCGGUACAUGAGUUUGUUGGUACUCAUUGAUGAACACCAAAAUAAGUUACUGAAUAUAGAACAGUCAUUCCACGAAAUCGAGUCGUACAUGAGCUGAUAGCCGACGAGGCACGUAGCACCGAGUUGGCUAUUAGUGAUGUACGACGAGAUUGAGUGGAAUAACUGUUUUAUUUUAUCCACAUUCACUGGAUUUUGAGAAAUGGAGCAUUUUUAUCUUUUUAAUUUUGCAAAUUUGAGAAAUUAAAAAAAAUAUACAAAACGUCCGACAAAAUAAUUUCCGCUUAGAAUGUAAACCAACCAGUGAAAUGACAGGAGCAAUUUGUGAAAAAUGCGAUAAUAAUAAUUCUUGAAAAAUAAAAAAGAUGUGUUCUUACCAUAAAACACUUUUCUCAUCUCAUUAUCUCUAGCCGCUUUAUCCCUCUACAGGGUCGCAGGCAAGCUGGAGCCCAUCCCAGCUGACUACGGGCGAAAGGCGGGGUACACCCUGGACAAGUCGCCAGGUCAUCACAGGGCUGACACAUAGACACAGACAACCAUUCACACUUACAUUCACACCUACGGUCAAUUUAGAGUCACCAGUUAACCUAACCUGCAUGUCUUUGGACUGUGGGGGAAACCGGAGCACCCGGAGGAAACCCACGCGGACACGGGGAGAACAUACAAACUCCACACAGAAAGGCCCUCGCCGGCCCCGGGGCUCGAACCCAGGACCUUCUUGCUGUGAGGCGACAGCGCUAACCACUACACCACCGUGCCGCCCAAAACACUUUUAUUCCGGUUUUUUUUUUUUUAUCCCCUGCUGGCCGAAAGGCCCGAAGGGGGGAUUAUGUCGUGGCGAUGUCCAUCCGUCCCAGGAAGGGUACUCACGUUCUGAAAUCAACUUCUCUCACAAUUUUUGGAGGAAUUUCACGAAACUUGACAGGAUUCUUUGUUAUGUCGCUAAUAUGCAUAUUGCAAUUUCGUUCAAUUCGGUCACAUUUUACCAGAGUUAUGGCACAGUUGCCAGCGGGGGAUAUUGUGCUCUCGGAGCACUCUUGUUUUUGUAUUUUUCGUGGUUUUGUUUCCGAGUAGUUUUUACUUCGUCCUCGGUUGGUUCAGCAACACACGCCGCCAUUUUGUUUUUCUCUACUCACAACGUAGUAAUUACAAUGUCUGUAAUUUGCAAACUUCUUUGAGCUUUUGAACCAGUCUAAAAAAAAAUUCAACAAAUUUUAAUAUAAACAAACUGAGAAAAUGUCCUCUUGACAUUUUCCUAGUGCAGAGCAGUGAGCUAAACUUGGAUUGUCACCGUAUACUAAUCUUACAUCAUAUAGGAUCACGUGAAAGAGAAAAUAAGCACAGUAUCGAGCCCUGAUUGAGACUAGAUAGAAUAAGCUGCCAUAUCAUUGCCAAAUAUUUAACAUCAUCCAGUCUUGUUUGUCCUGCCAUCUUUUAUGUGAAAUAUAAAUUUCAUAUUCAUGUUGUGUGUUGUCCGUGAUGUUUGUAUGCAGUAUUAAAUGGUUGUCAGUCAGUGUUUAGUCAGUUAAUCGUCAUCAGAUUGUGUUUUUGCUGCACAGUAAUAUCUUCUUUCUUUUUUAUAUACACUUUUUUUUCAUUUCCGUUUCCGGUUGAGAGUACGUCGUGUGCAUUCUGGCUGCCGCUUCUCACCGGAGCGUUUUUUUUUAUUUUAUUUUAUUUUAUUUUCUCUCCUUUUUUUAAUUUUUAUUUUAUUUUUGUGUGUUUGUGUAGUUUGAUGUUUAUUUGAGUGUUUUUGUCUGCCGGUUGUGGUGUAGCGCCGGACCCAGUUUUGGGCGUCGGUUCCCUCCAGGCCUUGGUUUGCUGUGGGUGAUGCCUGUGCUCCCAGCUAUGGACUGCAGUGAGCUCGUUGCUCAUUUUAACAUCGUGUUAUCCAGCGCUCUGUGCUUUAAUGCUUGGCAUGAUGUUCUGAGCGAUGUUGCUCGGUGGCAUCGUGGCGGCUGUGCAGGCGGUUUGGGAUGUACCAGCGCUAUGCAUGGCGGUGCUUCUGUGCUCGCUUUGUGGAUCCAUGGCGUGGUGUUCGAACGAUGUUGCUGGCAGCGUCACGGUGGCUGUGCUGGCGGUGUGGGACUUGUUUUCAUGCGCCUUUUGGUGGAACUGUGGCUGCUACACCACGGGAAUGACAUCCUGACCCCUAUUUGGUGGAUUUUUUUAAAUUUAAAUUUUAAUUUUUUUCUGUUUAUAAUUGUAAAGCGACCUUGGGUUUUUAGAAAGGCGCUGUAUAAGUUGAACUUAUUAUAAUACACUUGAGUAGAUCCUGCUUCUGCGAGCCACUGUGCAAGGGGAUGAGUUCUCAGUGUUUACAUACAGUAGGAGAAUAAGCGGUAUGUGCCAAAUGUUUGUGCGUGUAUGUGUACUUGGAGCUUUCAAACGAAGAGUCUCUGUAUAUAAAACAGGUGCAUGGUAUCAUUUCAGUGGAGUGCAGCUUAAUUUACAGUUUGAGGAAAUCCCUUUUCCAUGCAUGAGUACAUGUUGAUAAAUUAUGAUAUGUAAAAGAUAUAGGACUUGAUUUGCAUUUGUUUUUUCACUAGAUAAACAGAGGUUACGCAGGUUGAGAAACGGAUCCAGGUUUCUGCAUUUCACAACAACGAAGCAGCUAAGCUUCAAUGAAGCAAACACAGUGUUUACACACUCUGUAUCACGCUUAUCUUGUUAACAUUGACAUGGCACCGGGCCCCUAUUUAGCUUCCGGAACAUUGAUUGAUUGUCAAAUGCCAAUGCACAGGAAAGAAAUUAGCAGAGCAAAACCAGUCUCUCUCUCUCUCUCGUCAGCAUUAUUAUAAAAACACCACAGUUAGUGCUGAUACUUCUGUGAGAAACAUUAAAAAAUUAAUUGGAUUGAAAUCCAACUGUGCAGUUUAACCAAUGUGCACGUUUCUGUAACAGCUUCAGUGUCUCUCACCUGUAGAAAGUGUUUAUCACCACUAGGGGGCAGUGUGUAACUGUUCUUGAUUAUUUAGGCAUGAAGUUCUCCUGCUUGCUUGCUUUUCCUUUGCUGUUAUCCCCCCACAUCUGUAUUUACAUCAAUGUAGUACCGUAUAAGCUCUUUUUAUAAGCUAUUUUAAGCUCUUAACAGUUUCAACUUCUUCAAAAUAAGUCUCAAGUUGCUAUUAAUCAAACCUGAGCCACCAUCGCUAUAGACGUGCCAAUUAUUAUUUUUUUUAAGCUAGAAUGAUGUAUACACUACGACCUAAAGCAAACAAAAAAUGAAAAAAAUUCUCUGCUCAUGUGAGUGAACAUAUUUUGACAUGUAAGAUUUGAAUAUUGUUAGAUCACGGCACUUGGUGUCAUUAUGAUAUGAUUAUUGUUUUGAAAGUUCCGAAGGAUUGAUGUGUCAAUGUUUCAUGAAGUUUGCUUUCCCAGCACAGAGUUCUGUUCUGGUCAGAACUCAUUUCCUGGAAAGAACUAUUUGUCUGCUUGGUGAACAAUAAAGGACACGAUUAUUGAGAAAUUGUGUGAGGUGAUUGUCUAAAUGAAUCCAACAGAGUGCUGUUAAAGGGAAAUUAAUCAGCUGGGGUUGGUGCGAUGUAACCUGAUGUGAAACAGUAAUAACACUCCGACGUUGAUUAUUUUCCAAGUAACAGUACAAACAUU
Messenger RNA from Neoarius graeffei (lesser salmon catfish), 7248 nucleotides. It is a transcript of the gene myorg, whose product is annotated as myogenesis regulating glycosidase (putative). Gene Ontology annotation, biological process: carbohydrate metabolic process; skeletal muscle fiber development. Gene Ontology annotation, molecular function: hydrolase activity, hydrolyzing O-glycosyl compounds. The coding region runs from base 387 to 2444 and encodes 685 amino acids. The record is from RefSeq and is a predicted model, not a curated record. NCBI's taxonomy places the organism in Eukaryota, Metazoa, Chordata, Actinopteri, Siluriformes, Ariidae. The transcript has 4 exons.